This is a messenger RNA of Cervus elaphus (red deer), 6024 nucleotides long. RefSeq names its product grancalcin (gene GCA). Gene Ontology annotation, molecular function: calcium ion binding. The coding region runs from base 338 to 832 and encodes 164 amino acids. NCBI's taxonomy places the organism in Eukaryota, Metazoa, Chordata, Mammalia, Artiodactyla, Cervidae. The transcript has 9 exons. The record is from RefSeq and is a predicted model, not a curated record.
CGAAUGCAGGCAGCCCCCAGCCCCGCCCGAGCGUGAGAUUACGGGGACAAUCAGAGAGAUGAUACUAAGAAGACAUCUUUUCGGAGAGAUGUAGCCCCCCAGGGUGAAGUGAGCUCUUUCCAGGAUAAACCUGCCCUCCUAUUGUACUGUUUAUUUGGCUUUGACCAAGGCCUGGUGACAGACGCGGAAGGACUUGAACUACCAACUCAGCUUAGAAGGAAGCCAAGACUGAAAGGUUUCUCUCUCCCAGUAUUUUGGAAAUUUUGGCAAUCCAGUGGGACAGCCAGGAUACCCUGGACACCCGGCUUAUCCAGGCAGUAUUUCAACAGGAGACCCCAUGUGGAAAUGCUUCCUUGCUAUUGCUGGCCAGGAUGGUGAAGUGGGUGCUGAAGACCUUCAGAAGUGUUUAACACAGUCUGGAAUUAGUGGAACUUAUUCUCCCUUCAGUUUGGAAACCUGCAGAAUUAUGAUUGCCAUGUUGGAUAGAGAUUACACAGGAAAAAUGGGAUUUAAUGAAUUCAAAGAACUUUGGGCAGCUCUUAACUCCUGGAAGCAAAACUUCGUAACUGUUGAUAAAGACGGAAGUGGCUCAGUAGAGCAUCAUGAACUGAAUCAAGCCAUUGCUGCUAUGGGUUAUAGGUUGAGUCCUCAAACAGUAACUACCAUUGUCAAACGUUACGGCAAGAAUGGCAGAAUCUUCUUUGAUGAUUAUGUUGCUUGCUGUGUGAAGCUUCGAGCAUUGACAGAUUUCUUUAGGAGAAGAGACCACUUGCAACAAGGGGUUGUGAGUUUCGUAUAUGAUGAUUUUUUGCAGGGCACAAUGGCAAUUUGAAUGUCUAGAAUUUGAAGGCUGAAGAAAUACUGUGAGUUUCUCUGCUUAGAAGAAAUGAACUGGACUCCUUAGAAUUAAAGCUUCUAAGGCUUUUCCAUAUUCCAUAUAUUGAAUCUCUUCUCUGAGUUUUUACUUUAGCUAACAGUGUAAAGCAAUAAAAGAGAUGUUUUUGUAUUUGGAAUAUUAUUGCUUUUAGUAAGCUUAUAACUUUAGAGAUCUCUGCAUAAUCAACAUAGGUGUAUAAUUAAGUGAUAUAAAUACCUCAACUUUAAUUUUCUUUCUUAAUUACAAGAUAGAUUAUAUAUUUUGUGAAAAGAUAGAUUGUAUAAGAAGCUAAAUGAUGAAAGCCUAAAUAAAACUAAUUUAUACUUACCUGAAGGUUACAAAUUAUAUUUUGAAAAAUUUGUUUGCAGUUGUUGGUAUUUGAAGGUGAGCCAGAAAGGGAAGCCUAGAUUCUGUGCCAUCUUUAUAGUAGGGCUUUUUAUUUGCUCACAUAAUCAGAAAACAGAAACUUGUGACUCUUCGCCUGUGAAGAAAAUUGUAGUUCCUAAAAUUUUAUCCUGAGUCACAUUUGGUUCAGUUCGGUUCAGUUGCUCAGUUGUGUCCGACUCUUUGUGACCCCAUGAAUCGCAGCACGCCAGGCACAUUAGGUGGACCAUAAAUUAAUCUAUGGUGAAAUAAAAUUCCAAGAGGCAUUGUUUUUCCUUUUUUGAUUUUUUGCAGUAUAUGUUUUUCUUCAGUGUGUUUUAUUGUCUUCUGUGGAACAAAAUUCUUAAUGAACAUAACUUCUUUCUCUGUAUAGAUAACCUAAAAUGGCAUCUUUGUUUAAAUUUAGGUUUUCUGCAAAUGACAUAUUUUUAAUGAAAUGUCAAUAUUUAAGUUUGUUAUUUUAAACUAAAUUGUUUAUACAUACUGCUAUUAGCUAUUUAUAACAUUUUAAAAAAAUCAAGUAACCUACCACUUUGUUUAAAUGUUUAGAAAUUAUAGGUUUGACUUUCUUGACAGCAUUAGUCUGUGAUUUUGACAUUAGUAAACCCAUAAGUCUUUCUCAGUAAGUGUAAUGUGGGUCCUGAGCAUGGUAGACAGCAUUUCUGAGUGGCAUUACUAUGAAAAUUGAAAGUGGAAUCACCAGGUUCUUAGCAUUUUAAGAUUACUGAUAUAAGUUGUUGUAGUUAAUCAGUCCCUUUCUUGGCAAACACACCUCAGUCUUUCUAAAUGAAGAGUUAGUAAACCACAUACAUUUAUUACACUUUAACUGAAUAUCUUCUAGCUUAAAGGUGAAUACAAAGUAACAUAAUUUUAAUAUGGCUUGUGAUCAAAUUAAUAAUAUAGUUUUACAUGGAAGUUUCAUAAAAAUGGAGGAUGAAUGGUAGUCUCUUGAAAAGAAAAAAAACCUUUUAUAAAGAUACAGAAUUGUAGAUCAACUUUCACUUUAAAAAAACCUGGAAAGGAAGUAAUGUAUACCCUUGUUGAUAUUGAUAAUUUUACAUAAUUAGCUGUCAAAUUCAUUUGGCCAGAUUUAUAAAAAUGUGUGAUAAAUAACUCAUGUAAUUUUGUCCUCUGGCUGUUAAUUUUUUUCAUGAACAUAUAUUUGAUAAUGUAAGAGCAUGUUAACUGAGCCAUAAAAGAUACAGAAUUCUAAUUAGCAGUGUUGUAGGAAAGAGAUUAUAUAAACACACUGUGUAUCAUUCAUGUUGAAUAAGGGUGAUACCAUGACUCACCAGCAUGGAAUCUUAACAUACACUUUGUACAGUUGGUUGAGUUAUUGUACUAUUCUGAGGUCAGUUAUAAUUUUCCUUAUUUGGACGCUCAGAGUUGAGGUCAAACUUUUAAAAUGGUAUGACAUGAGUCAUAUGAGUUUUGUCAAAUGACACUCUGAGGUAGAACUUUUACAUGCUUCUCUUUAACUCAUCCUUUACCAAAGGUGUUCCUAUGACUUUUGGUCAUAGGAGGUCUGAAGAAGUUCCCAGGACCAAACGUAUUUAGGAAAGCCUCAUCUUCCUCAGAAAGCUUAAUAAAACCUAAGGUACAGAAAAUCUCAAUUUUAUUUGACUCAAUUUUUUCUGAAAUUUUUUUAACCUCAGAACCCUUCCUCUUAACAAAACUGAUAUUCUAUGCCAAUCCAAGCUGGUUGUCAGACAGUUGUUUUGCACUUCACAUUAGAUAAUCCUUUUUUUUUUUUAAUCCAUAGAAUUUUAUUUGCAUUUAGCCCCUUUUCAAAUUUUGCUUAUACUAAUGAGGAGAACAUAAAUCUAGAAAUAAGAUUUGUGACAUCAUCACUUUCCUUCCAAAUUCCCAAAUUAACAUUAUUUCAAAUACUAGGGUCAUUUUGGCCUUCAGGACAAUUACAUAUUUUUCUAGUGCUCAGUUUUCUAAUCUGUACACAUUAGAAAAUCUUAUAUAAACAUUAGCCAUAGAGAAUACAUUACCAGGAUUUUUCUGCUAGAAGGCAAUUCAUAUUUUUAAUGCUUUUAAAAUAGUGUAAACAGAAUCUAUUACUAAGGUAAAAAUUAAAUCAUUUUAUAAUGAACAUGAAUGUGAAUAUAGUGUGGUAGUUUGUACUGAUUAACUCAUGCUCCAGUUUUCUUAUGAUGAUGUAAAUUAUUAAAUCAUGUACACUCUCAAUGUCUAAGUGCUUUUAUUUAUACAAUAAACAUGUUUCCAUGUCAUUUUGAGAAUUUUUUAAUAAACAUUCAAAUAGCUUGCUGUAAAGUUUUGCAUCAUACAAAAUCUGUAACAUAUAUAUUAAGAGAUUCUUCAGUUCAAAUAACAGUGCAGUAAUUCACCUAUGCUUAAAAGACUGCCAAAUUAUUAAAUGUCAGGUAUUGCACUUCUAUUUUGAGUGGCAGUUAACACAUUUUAAAUUACAUUACAGCGGGUAAUCAAUACUAUUGGAAUCUUAAUUUGGUCCACUUUCAAGUGUAAUUUCAAGGACUCUGUUCAUUUGAUCUAUCAAGCAUGCAUUCAGAAACAAAAUGUAAUAGAAAGAUGUCAAGUGAUAUGUUUAUUUCCAGAGAAGGCAUUUACCCUGGAAGAGAGUAAAAUUUAUUAAUGUAGUUAAAAUCUGUGUAAUUGAAAAUAUAAAUUGUGAUUUCUUUAAGUAAAAUAUAUAAAUCAAGGUCACUGUUAUGGCAUUACAAAACUGAACAAACAAAUACUAUAUGUCAGAAGUGUGCUUUUCUUUGUCCUUUUAUGUUUGACAGACAUAAAUGAUAUGUUUAUUUUUUGUAGCAGUUUUCUGGGAAAUUAAUAGGAGUAAAUUUGUUAAAAUCUGUUAAAUCUAGUGAGUAACAUUCAAUACAUUUUUCAGGUUAGUAUAUUCUUCUUUUCUCUUAAACUUUAAAAUGCAACCACGGGUGUUUUAUUACUUUGAAACAUAUUACAAUAUCACAUUUUUGUUGGUCACAAAUCAUUUUCAUAGCAAAUUGAGCAUUUUUAAAUAAAUGUAUAAUGCUAAGGUAUCAUCUAAGAGUCUGUCUUGAUUUCAUAAUACUAGAUGAUACAAAGAAAAAUAUUGAGAACUUGUGUUAUAGUGAUGAAUACAGGCAGGGCUUUUAGAGGAAUACUGUUCAAAUAAGUUACAGUCUAGAAUAAGGUCAUAAAAUUACAUAUGUCUUUAUUGAAUUCAAAUUGUCCUGUAAUGUGGAGUUCUGAGCACAAAACUACUUCGCAGAAAACUGGGAAAGUUAAGAAAAAUUUCUCUGUCUUCACUAUCAGAUCAUUAUUUGAAUCCUGGGAAACUUGCCCUCUUGUUUUUUUGCCAUGUCUACUUAUUUUAAAAACCAUAGUAAAGAAAAGAACCUUAGAUUACUUAACAUUCCUUUUACCCAUGUAGCUUGGUAAUAUACAGCGUUGUGUAUUACUUUUUGAGCAUUCAAAUUUCAGAUAUGCUUCUUUAUCUGAAUACACAGUACGUAGACGUUGGCGGCAAGUCUGCAUUGCUAUGAUGUGCCUACUGUGAGGGGAGCCGUAGGCUCCUUGCCUGUGUGCUGCUUGGGUCUUCAGGUGUGCCCCUUCUUCACCGCCAGAGAUGUGGCAGUUUGGAAAUCUUCCAGGGGGUGAGAAGAAUUGGUCUAGGUCAUAUUUAAUAGCUAUAUUCAGAGACAAGUAUGCCAGGAAUUAGCACCCCUUCUUCUGAUACAGUGUAUGUGUAUGUGUCUAUGUGUGUGCCCUUGCAUGGGGGGGAGACAGAACCUUUUCCCAGAAGCAUGAAAAUAUAAAUAUGUACUUUAGAGAUAGUUAUUUGCAUUUUAGUUGACUGUAUUUAAUCACAUUUUAUAUUGUCAUGAUUACUGAAAUUGCAAAGGAUAACCUGAACAUUGCUAGUAUGGAUAUUCCAGAAACAUACUAAUUAAAGAUCCAUAUUCUUUUGAAAAUUAUAGGCCACUUUAAAAAGACUUUAGGGUUAACUGAACUUGUGAAUAUGUAUUUAAUUUCCCAAAGCUAUCUAAAUGCAUUGCCCCUACAUUUAUCUUAAGGCAAGAGAAUCUUUUAAAAGAUAUUUUGUUUUUUCAUACUUUGAUUCUUAUUUUUUAAUCAGCUUCACUUCUAGAUAGUACAGUGCUUUCUGCUACUCUGUAUUUGGCUUGGUUUUUUAUUAUAGGGCAAUGUUUUCUCGGUUUUUUAAACCUUAAAAGUGAAUAGUGGGUAAUUUCAACCCUAAACAGACAAACAGCCCUUAGCUAAGAACAUUACAUGUUAUGAUCAAUCAAUUUUAUUUAAAAGUUUUCUUUAAAGAUAAUUUGAUUAAAAAAAAAUAAUAGGUAAAUGAUUCCAGGGAAGAAUUAAAAAUGUAUGAAACAUAGGCAAAUGAAAAUUGUAUCCCAAUAUUUUCAUUCUAGAUGAAAAAUAUGUAUCAAGCAUACAUUAUAAAAAAAUUUAUCUCAUGCAAGUUAAAGCCUGAUUAGUCAUUGGAAAUUUUAAAUAAAUAGUAAGUGUUUUAGUAAAUUACUAUUGUGUUCUUGAGGGGCAAAAAGUGAAGGGUUGUCGUUUGUUUAUUUUGAAAUUUAAUGCUUUUUACCACUCAGUCCAGCUUACUAGCGCCCCAGUGGAACUUGGUAAAAUUGUAGCACUGUUAACAAUUAUGUGAUUUUGUGAAAUAUAUCAGCACCACCAUGCCUGUAUCUAUCUCUGUAUCUAGUAAAAUGUUGGAAAGAGUUGGCUUCCCUAAUAAAAGUAUCCUAAGUAGCUAA